AUGGCAUUAGGACAAGGAGGAAUUAAAGCCAAUGUAUCAGGAUUUGGAACUGAUCAAUUCGACGAGAAUGAUAAGAAAGAAAAAUCCAAGAUGGGUUACGUUUUCAGUAGAUUUUAUUUCUUCAUCAGCCUUGGGUCUUUACUUAGUGUCACAGUGGAGAUCUAUGUACAAGACAAUGUCAGUCGAAGCUGGGGAUAUGGACUUUGCUGUUUUGCAUUCUUUUUUGUAACAGUUUUUUAUUUGUUGCGGACUAGAAAAUACAGGUACAAGAAAUGUGUGGGAAAUCCCAUUGUUCAAGUUCUCAAUGUUUUGGUUGCUGCUCUACGGAAGAGUAAACUCAAAUGUCCUACCAACGUUGACACCUUAUAUAAUGACUCUAUUGAUGAUAGUACUGCUCCAAGAAUCCGUCACACUGACCAACUUCGUUGGUUGGACAAGGCUGCAAUCAUAGACGAAAACAACUAUGGGACUAAUGGUUCUGUGCUCACAUUCUCAGUAGAGCAAGCUAAUACAUUAGAGAGAUCAAUUGGGAACUUUCUAAUCCCAGCAGGCUCUUUCAAUGUCUUAUAUAUUGCCGGCAUAUUGAUUGGUGCUGCUUUCUACGACCGGGUGAUCAUUCCCUUGAUGAAGACAUGGAAAGGGAAACAUGGUUUCACCUACCUGCAAAGAAUAGCUAUUGGCAUGGUGUUUUCAAUUUUGGCGAUGGCAGUUGCUUCCAUCGUGGAGACAAGACGGUUGGCGGCGCGAUUAUCUUGCGCGUAUCAGAUGAGCACUGGGAUUUUCCUCUUGAUUGUUGGACUUGGGUUUUUGUUAGCACCUUCUUGGUGUCCACAGUCAACCAGCUUCACAAACUUGAUAUUCUUUAUUCUUGGUGCCAUAUGGUAUGUGAAGACAAUGAAAAAUUCUUCACAAAUAGAGAGCAUCAUUACAAGUUCUGAAGAGGAAGAGAAACAUGCUAUACAGAAGAAGGGCACCCUUACAGCUUCUCUGCAGAGGAAGAUUAUGAAUGAUAUGUAA
Messenger RNA from Telopea speciosissima, 1017 nucleotides. Its product is annotated as protein NRT1/ PTR FAMILY 6.2-like. Gene Ontology annotation, cellular component: membrane. The record is from RefSeq and is a predicted model, not a curated record. The coding region runs from base 1 to 1017 and encodes 338 amino acids. Lineage: Eukaryota; Viridiplantae; Streptophyta; Magnoliopsida; Proteales; Proteaceae. Gene Ontology annotation, biological process: transmembrane transport. The transcript is spliced from 6 exons. Gene Ontology annotation, molecular function: transmembrane transporter activity.